AUGUCGGGCUUUCAGAAAUAUGACCCACCGAUUCUUCUUUGUCAAUCGGAGCUCUUCUGGACUCGAUUGCAACCUUUUCUCCUGUCCCGCGGCUACCGGCUCCGGCGCAGAUAUCAACCCAACUGGAAACCGUCCAGGACGCCCAGUCAUCCCAUUCAGGAGCCCCAUGAAGAUGAACUACUUCCCAUCUGGCCUUCUGUCCUUGAUGCCGUGUCCAUACGGGACGGGAAGAAGGUUGUUCUGAAACGAGUCAGGACAAACACAAACGAAAUCACCCUUGGUCUAUUUUUCUCUACUGAGACAAUUAGGCGCGAUCCACGGAAUUGUAUCUGUCCUAUCCUCGAUGUUAUCCCUGUCCCUGCGGACGAUGACUGGGCGAUACUGGUGAUGCCCAGUCUGUAUCCUUUCGACGCCCUUCCGUUUCGAAGAGUUGGAGAAUUUGCCGAGGCGAUAUUGCAGUUUCUGCAGGGAAUGGAGCUCAUGCAUGAGAACCUCGUCGCGCACCGCGAUAUGUGCUAUUUCAAUCUCAUGAUGGACGCUUCGCGGGUGAUACCCAAAGGGUUCCAUUUCGGUGAAUUAUACAGCCACGACGGAUUAUACGGCAAGAAGUUUAGAUGGUGUCAGCGCUGGAAAGUGCGUCCCGUGACAUACUACAUUAUCGAUUUCGACAUAUCGGAGCGGUUCACGACGAGCCCUGCACUUAUGUUGGGACGCUGUGGACAGGACAAGACAGUGCCCGAGUUUUCCGAAAGGGUUCCUUUCGAUGCCUUCAAACUCGAUAUCUACCAACUGGGAAAUGUUAUCUUGAGAAUGGUCAAUGGUAUUGACUUUACACUUAUCGUACCUGAGCUCUGGAACUCUGUUCUUGAUGGCGUGUCCGUACGGGACAGGAAGAAGGUCGUUCUGAAACGAGUCAGGACGAACACAAACGAGAUCACUCUUGGUCUGUUUUUCUCUACUGAGACAAUUAGACGCGAUCCACGGAAUUGUAUCUGCCCGGUCCUUGACGUUAUCCCUAUCCCUGCGGACGAUGACUGGGCGAUACUGGUGAUGCCUUGUCUGUAUCCUUUCGACGCCCUUCCGUUUCGACGAGUUGGAGAAUUUGCUGAGGCGAUAUUACAGUUUCUUCAGGGAUUAGAGCUCAUGCACGAGAACCUCGUUGCUUACCGCGAUAUGUGCUAUUUCAAUCUCAUGAUGGAUCCAUCACGCGUCAUCCCCAAAGGGUUCCAUUACAGCAACUGGUUCAGCCACGAUGGCUCGUUCGGAAAGACAUUUCAGUGGCGGGACCGCUGGAAAGUGCGCCCUGUGAAAUACUACGUUAUCGAUUUCGACAUAUCGGAACAAUUUAUGAUGAAGCCCGCACUUAUGUUGGGACGGUGCGGACAAGACAAGACAGUACCAGAGUUCUCGACCACGAUCCCUUUCGAUGCAUUCAAGCUCGAUAUAUACCAGCUGGGAAACGUUAUCUUGAGGGUCAUCCAGGUGAGCUGCCUUCCUAGGAGACAACUGAGGGCCUUCUUUGACGAAAGCAUAGAAAUACGAAGGUCUCGAAAUGUUCCGGGAUUUAGGGAGGCAAAUGACGAGGGCAAAUCCCCAUGA
This is a messenger RNA of Cyclocybe aegerita, 1599 nucleotides long. The record is from the annotation of a GenBank genome assembly. Lineage: Eukaryota; Fungi; Basidiomycota; Agaricomycetes; Agaricales; Hemipholiotaceae.